AUGAGCGCCCUCAGGCUAUCCCGUGCAGCACUACGUGCCGGCUCUGCGGUUACUCUGAAACCAAUUCAGCGCAGAGGCUAUGCCGAUGCGGUCUCAGACAAAAUAAAGCUUUCUCUGGCCCUUCCUCACCAGGCUAUUUACACCGCGACAGAUGUCGUACAAGUGAAUAUUCCUGCCGAGUCCGGAGAAAUGGGUAUUCUUGCGCAACAUGUCCCUUCAAUUGAGCAGUUGAAACCUGGCUUGGUCGAAAUCAUCCAAGAGAGUGGUGGAAGCAAACAAUUUUUCUUGUCUGGUGGAUUUGCUGUUGUCCAACCUAACUCCGUCCUGAGCAUCAACGCGGUCGAAGGCUUCCCAAUCGAGGAAUUCAGCGAAGAGGCAGUCCGAUCACAAAUAUCCGAGGCCCAGAAGGUUGCCAGUGGAACAGGAAGUGAACAAGAUGUUGCUGAAGCCAAGAUCGAGCUUGAGGUCCUCGAGUCCUUGCAGGCGGCAAUGAAAUAA
Messenger RNA from Rhinocladiella mackenziei CBS 650.93, 498 nucleotides. RefSeq names its product ATP synthase subunit delta, mitochondrial. NCBI's taxonomy places the organism in Eukaryota, Fungi, Ascomycota, Eurotiomycetes, Chaetothyriales, Herpotrichiellaceae. The record is from RefSeq and is a predicted model, not a curated record. Gene Ontology annotation, biological process: proton motive force-driven ATP synthesis. The transcript is spliced from 5 exons. Gene Ontology annotation, molecular function: proton-transporting ATP synthase activity, rotational mechanism. Bases 1 to 498 code for a protein of 165 amino acids.